AUGCCGAACGGGAAGAAAGGGACGGUUCCGGCCAAGCCGCGCAGGGAUGUGCUGGCUUCGCUGCGUAUGGCAUCGCUCGAGGAGAUCUCUAGAGCCUCGUUACCUGCAGAGAUCGUUUCGUCGAUUCUCGAUUAUCUUGGUCCGGUAGAUCUUAUUCGAGCGGCACGUUCGUGCAAGCUGCUACACGAAAUGGCAUAUGACGACACUCGAUGGGUACAAUUGCUGAAACGAAUUGGAUGCUGGGAUGAGUCCAACGCACGAAAGCAUUCGGAGAAGGUUUAUGGGACAGUUGCCGAAUUCGAUGCCGUCGAGGAACAGGAUAUUUUGGAUGAAGCAAAUGGUGUCAUUCCGAAAAUUGCAGUUGAAGGCGUCCCCAGUUCUGGGGUUGAUGCUAUAUCCGACGGCUUCGACAAGAUCGAACUUGGCAAAGCAGCCGCUCAACUUGAACCUUUGGGAAAUGAAGCAAACGAUCCCGAUCUGUUUGUGUUGAAGCAGGUCAGUUCAAUACGAGGCGAGGCCCGUCAGGAAUAUGGAAAGAUUCACGCCGCAUUGAGCCCCUUGUACGACGACAUUGCGAAAUCCGGGCCCUCUACUGAGAAUCUGGUGUUCACCAAGUAUAAAGACCCUCAAAUCCAAGCACAAAUGCUUUUUCAAUUACAAGCGUUCUCAAACAGUGAUAUGACUACGGGAUGGCAAUGGCGGGUCCAUCGCCUGGAAAGUGCAAUUUCCAUGUUUGAAACAGCAGCGUUAAACGAGUUUCGACAGGGUUACGAGACGGAUGACAUCGAUGGACUGAUGCGUAAAUACGCUCAUAUUCUGUACAGUCUUAACGGUGGACAAUCCGCCUUGGAGCUGUUCAUCCAUCACAACCAUCUAAUGACUCGAAAGUCCGAACUGGGCACAUUGGCAGAUUGCAUUGAUGGUGUGGCUGGGCAAGUGAAAGUCCAACAUACCCAAGCCUUUUUCACCCGGUUCAGUGUCGCCUACAACGAGGAGGUUACGAUCAUGAAUCGUGCAUUCCCUUCUGAACUAGAAGUGGCAUUGCCAUUCAUGGAGAAAGUUCGACAGGACGUUCUCUUUCCAUUUGUGACAGCUAUAUUUGACGAGCUGCAUCGUACCAACAAGGAAUCCUACCUCACUGCGGUUUCCGUCACAUUCAUUCAAUGUAUGAAUCUAUCCGAGACUUUACUGCCAAUCCGAGAUUCUAGCAACAACUUCGACCAGUAUCUGGAUACUGUUGUGACCAAAAUUUACGAACCUCAUAUUGAGCUUUACUUGGCGGAAGAACUUGACUUCUUCCGCAGGACCUCUGAGGGGACAAUUGAUGACUGGGAUCGCCAGCUCUCGGAGCAAGCUGCCUCGACAGAGUCCUUUUUGAUGUCCAAUGUCAAUCGCCAAGCCGACAAACGAGAUUUCUUGACAUCUUUCAAGAAAGUGAUCAUGAUGCCAGUCAACAUUCUCCCCAGUUUUUCAAGCACAAAGAACAACGAGGACGCCAAGUCUGAUUCAGACACAAAUGGAACCAACACUCCCAAAAACCUCCAUCGUUUCUCAACGAUCUCCUCGCCAGCUCCAUUGCCCAUCGAAGAGGCGCCCAAGACGGAACUGGCAGCCAAGGCUUUGUUAAUGAAAUCGAAGAUGGAAGGCAUUCGAUCCUUGUUCAGUAUUGAGAUUGCUCUCAGCCUGGUACAUUCCGCUAAAUCCAGUCUUGAAAGAGCCGCACAAUUUGUAAGAUUGGGUGGCGAAUAUGGAAAAGCAGCCAAACAACAAUGUGAAGCCAUUUUUGUCUCUCUCCUAGGCAUCUUGGGCCAUCGACACGUUAUCAUUGGUUUCAAUAAGGCCGUUGAUCAUCUUUCGAAUUACCGGCCCCGAGAGCAAGACGAACGCGAUCAGUCAGGUGUUGAGCCUCUGGUAACAUUUUUGGAGUUGGUCAACGUCGGAGACCUGAUUCUGCAAAUGGUGGAUGUAUUUUAUGAGCAAGAAUUGAUCAGUACUCGCCUGACCGACCGGAGCGAUUUCUUAGAUCCAGCCGUGAAGGAAAAGAAGAAGUUCGAGCAGAUGCUGGACGAGCAAGUUGCAGCCGGACUCAACAAGGGUAUUGACGUACUCAUGGAAGAAGUGGACUACAUUCUCGCUACGCGGCAGCUGGCCACCGACUUUAAUCCUGAAGUCUCGGCAGACCCUCAUCGACAAAUCAUGGAUGUCGGCCUUAGCGAAGCUGCCGCGGCAGUUGUUGAUGUGGUUUCGUCGCACACGCAGAUGCUGGUGGGGAGUACUGACAAGAGCACUCUGGAUGUAUUCAACCAGGAGGUCGGGCUACGUCUUUUCACCGCACUGUGCAAACAUCUCAAGCGUCAACGGAUCAGUGUCGAAGGAUCCUUGAAACUGAUCAGUGACAUGAACCACUACUUCAAGUUCGUCCAGACCCUGAAGAAUAACGAGCUUCUUCUGUACUUUAAGGCAUUCCGCGAACUCGCUCAGAUCUAUCUAAUCGACCCGUCUGAUGCUAAGGAGCUAGCGACACUCAUCGCCGAUGCCGACCGCUUCCAGGGGAUCUGGCGUGUGGAAGAAGUAUACGAAUUUGCGGAACGCCGGGCCGAUUGGUACCAGGUGAAACGCGAUGUUGAACGAGCCAUGUAUGGUAUUGGAUGCAGCGUGAUGUAA
This is a messenger RNA of Penicillium malachiteum, 2664 nucleotides long. RefSeq lists its product as uncharacterized. Gene Ontology annotation, cellular component: exocyst; cytoplasm. Lineage: Eukaryota; Fungi; Ascomycota; Eurotiomycetes; Eurotiales; Aspergillaceae. The transcript is spliced from 3 exons. The record is from RefSeq and is a predicted model, not a curated record. Gene Ontology annotation, biological process: exocytosis; Golgi to plasma membrane transport. Bases 1 to 2664 code for a protein of 887 amino acids. Gene Ontology annotation, molecular function: protein binding.